This is a messenger RNA of Anastrepha ludens (Mexican fruit fly), 771 nucleotides long. RefSeq names its product larval cuticle protein A2B-like. The transcript is spliced from 2 exons. Lineage: Eukaryota; Metazoa; Arthropoda; Insecta; Diptera; Tephritidae. The coding region runs from base 61 to 570 and encodes 169 amino acids. The record is from RefSeq and is a predicted model, not a curated record. Gene Ontology annotation, cellular component: extracellular matrix.
GCAACACCAGCUCAGUCGCAAGUCACAAAGCCAACAAGUCAACAAAUAAACUCAAUCGAAAUGACAUUCAAGUUCGUAGCUGCAUUUGCCCUUCUUGCCGUCGCCAGUGCUGGUUUACUUCCCGCCGCACAGGUGUAUCAUACAGCGCCCGCUGCUCACAUCGUCAAAGCCGCUCCAGUAGCCUAUGCAGCGCAGCCAGUGCUGACCAAGGCCGCUGAAGAAUACGACCCACAUCCUCAAUACAAAUACAGCUACGAUGUGCAGGAUGCUGUGUCCGGUGACUCAAAGAACCAAAUUGAGGAGCGCGAUGGCGAUGUCGUUCGUGGUGAAUAUUCCCUGAUUGAUGCUGAUGGUUUCAAGCGCACUGUGCAGUAUACCGCUGACCCUGUCAACGGUUUCAAUGCCGUUGUCAGUCGCGAACCGUUGGUGAAAUCCAUUGCCGUUGCUCCAGUUGUGAAAGCAGUUGCCCCUGUUGCGUAUGCUUCCCCAGCCUUCAUCAAACCUGUCGCACCAGUGGCUCACGCUUACGCGGCUCCCUCUUACACCACAUACACCACCGCACAGCACUAAAUGUCUCAUUUCAUAUUUGUAGAUUGACUGAUUGUAUGGUAUACAAAUUGUGAUUUUUUCGUUUAAUAAAUAUUGAGUAUUAAUUAAUCUUAGAGUUGCCAAAACAGUUAGCAGUUAGAAACUUCUCGAUUUCUUCUUGCAAGCUUAUUACGGUCAGCUUGAUUGUAAUUCGUUCCUCAGGCCGUUUGGUUGCCUUGAUAC